Ornithodoros turicata is the source of this 2465-nucleotide messenger RNA. Its product is annotated as probable ubiquitin carboxyl-terminal hydrolase MINDY-4. The transcript is spliced from 15 exons. Bases 105 to 2267 code for a protein of 720 amino acids. NCBI's taxonomy places the organism in Eukaryota, Metazoa, Arthropoda, Arachnida, Ixodida, Argasidae. Gene Ontology annotation, molecular function: K48-linked deubiquitinase activity; cysteine-type deubiquitinase activity. Gene Ontology annotation, biological process: protein K48-linked deubiquitination. The record is from RefSeq and is a predicted model, not a curated record.
GGCGCCCGAAAAUGUAAACAAACAGCCGAAGAAUGGAUGCGUACGUUUUCGACUGCGAUCGGCCGCAUCGUUAACUUCUAAUUCGAACACAUUACCCUACUGACAUGCUCGAUGCUCAGUUGAUCAGCAGGGGCACCGUCGUGUCAGCGACUCACAUUGAAGAUGUGUCCUGUUGCAUUGUACGGGAGUACCUCUCGAGGAAGGGCCUCAAAAACACGCUGGCCACAAUGGAUGAGGAGCUCCCUAGACGUGCAGGAUGUUUUUCUGCCCGCGAUCAACUCAUCCGAGCCGUUUGUAUGGAACGGCUCGUCAGAGAGAACAAGGAAAGAGAGACACCGUACAAAGCUCUCUUGGAAAUGCUAGUCCAGGAAAGACUUUUGCGGAGGCGCUCCAAAACGAAGCAGGAAUCGACGACUAGAAACGCCGGCGGGGAGUUCGUCCGCGAAGUAAACAAUAACUUUUCCAAUCUGUUGUCUGCAAAGAACGGCAGCAACGACUCGCUGAACUCAGCCGACGUGAUCACCCGCACCAGAAGUCAAACCGAAACUAAGCGGCCGCAAUCUGCGCGUGGCAGACGAGACGCGGGGGGUCUCGUUUUACGUCCGAAGAACGACAUCGAAGCGGUGCACAAGCUCAUAUCCAAAUCGCAGCAGUACAGAGGAGGCACACAGCAUCAGGGCACGUCGGACGACAAUUUCCCCCAUCUGGACGAGCCCUUCGCGCCGUUAAAUGGGCAGGGUGACAGAGCCGACGCCAUCGACGAUCUCGGAAAGCAGAUAAGUGAGGUCUUCAGCACCCACAAGGAGCAGAGGCUACGACGGAAUAUGUUGCCGACGCGGUCGGUGGCUCCCGCAAACUCGCUCGGAACGGCGGGUGAUACAAAAGUCCCGUCCGUCCACUUACCGAGGCCGGCGAGGAUCACCACUCUCAGGAUGGACUCCUUUGGAGAUGCAGAAUAUUCCUUGAAUAGGGAAGGAAGUGAAGAUGCAAAGAAGUCUUUCCUCCUGAGAAGUCAAAGUGCUCCGAGGCUUGAACAGUCUGCACGGGACAGCAUGAGGAGAACACACACGGCAUCCAACAAUAUUGCGAAUCUCAUCACCAAAACCAAAUCAAACGUGGGAAUGUCGGAUGAGGUAGACGACGUCGAGCUUUCCGACGUAACGGAUCAAGACAUACAGGGUGAUCACGCGAUAGUUACACAUCGACUGGUGAACUUUCGACCAAUCACACUCGAGGAAGCUACGGACAUCAAACGCCUUCUUUUCGGGUCCCCGUCUUGCAAAUUUGGUGAGGAGUGGGCUGAACAGGGAUUCACCUUCGUGAACUCCAACGCCGUUCCUUACGGUCUCAUUCAAAAAAAGGGCGGUCCCUGCGGUGUUCUUGCAGUUGUUCAGGCGUAUCUACUGAAGGAGUUGUUGUGGCCAGAUUCUAGUCAAAAAGACGAUACUGGUUCUACGGAUGUUGGUAUAGAAGAAAGGAACACAGCGCUUGCAGGUGCUCUUAGCUGUAUUCUGUGGCAAGCAGGCAAUGGAAGGAAAGCUGUCAUAGUGAAUCCCUCUGGUGUGAAAGUCUUGAAGGUUGAAGGUCUUCUGUCCGCAGACGGCAUAACAGAAACAUUAACAGUAUCCACAUUUACAUCAAAACAAGCCGUUCUAGAAUACUACAAGUCAUGCAUAUCAAAGUUACAAGAAGAAAGCUGUUCAAGCUGUGUCGCCUUCUUGAUAUCUGUACUGUUGACUCAUGGGAUUGAAAGAAUCCGUGAGGAAAUGGAUGAACGCAAUAGCUGCUUGAUAGGGAAACAUAGCCAUUGCAAUCAGGAAAUGGUAAAUCUGCUGCUCAUUGGACAAGCAGUUACAAAUGUCUUCAAUAAUGAGGUCUCAUUUGGCAAAGAAGAAAAGACUGUGUUACGUGGCAUCACAUCCCCUUCAAAUAUUGGACUGCUGUCUCUGUAUGAACACUACAACUCAUGUGAGGUUGGAUCACACUACAAGGACCCCAAGUUUCCAAUCUGGCUUGUCCUGAGCGAGAGCCACUUCUCUGUGCUCUUCUCCAAGACACGGACCGCACUGUGCCCUAGCGGACGACAGUUUCAACUGUACUACUACGACGGCCUCAACAAGCAGGAGGAGGAGAUCAAGCUUACUAUAGACCCCUCAGCCAAUGUUAUCUGUGAAGACUCAAUCAUGACUCCCCCGUUGGAGCUGUGCAUCAGAACCAGGUGGAAAGGGGCAUCUGUAUCUUGGAACGACUCGGAACCUCUACUUUGAAGUGACCCAGCUGUUCUCAAGGAGCAGUACUACUAUUACUCUAGUCUGUCGAGCUAGUCGGAGGAACAAAAAUCCGUCCAUUCACGGCCUUGAUCUCAUUUGCGUUCUGUAUAGACGAGUCUCAGUAUUACUCCGUUUACUACUUCAAUUUUUAAAUUAAAUCAGGGACUUGCACUACACACGACCUUUCGGUACAUA